GUGGUGGCAGCGGUACAUCGGAGGAAGGCGGAGAGACCGAAGAAGGAACUACCCCCAAAAGUGAAACCGAGGAGGGCACCACACCAAAGUCCGAGGCGGAAGAAGGUACUACACCCAGAUCAGGAACCGAAGAAGGAACAUCGCCCAAGACCGACUCUGAGGAAGGAACCACACCCAACUCAGGAACUCAGGAAGGAACUACGCCCAAGAGUGAAACCGAGGAGGGUACCACAGCAAAAACCGAUACAGAAGAAGGUACCACGCCGAAAUCAGGAACGGAAAAAGGCACCACUCACCAAGCCGGAAUUGAGGAAGGCACAACCCCACAGUCAAAGACCGAAGAUGGUACCACACCCAGCGGAGAGACGGAAGAAGGCACUCCCUCAUCCGGUGGCAACAAGUUCACCGUGACCGUCAACGUCGUCAUCAAAUAUACCACCCAAACAGAACUGGAUUCCAUUCUGCAGCAAAUUCUGAAGCUUUGGAUCAAGAAAUACGGUUCCAUGUACGGCGCCACCAAGGUUACCAUCAAAGUUACCGGAAAGAAACCAAACCCAGCUGGAGGAUUCUCGUUGACCAUUGUGAUUACCGGCUCCAGCAAAACCGUGAUUGAUGUCACCAAAGUCACCAAAGAGUUUAUUACGGUCAUUUCAACGUCCAAGAUUACAGGAGUGACAAUCUCCACUGGCGGCAGCGGUACAUCGGAGGAUGGUGGUGAGACAGAAGAAGGAACCACACCCAAAUCCGACGCCGGGGAAGUCACCACACCAAAAACCGAAACGGAAGAUGGCACUACACCAAAAUCGGAUACUGAAGAAGGCACUACACCCAAGAGCGAAGGAGGAGAGGGCACCACACCUAAAGGGGAUGCCGAAGAAGGAACAACUCCGCAGUCGAAGUCGGAAGAAGGUACCACACCGGGCUCGGAUUCUGGUGAAGAAACCACGCCUGCGUCAACCGAAACCACAGGAGGCAAUUCCUUCAAAGUCACCGUCACCAUUGUCGUUACUUACAAAACUCAGACGGAACUCGACAGCAUCCUGCAACAAAUUCUGAAGUUGUGGAUCCAGAAAUAUGGUACUAAAUACGGCGCGACCGGUGUGACCAUCAAGGUCGGCGUUAAGAAACCAAAUCCGAGCGGUGGCUAUAUAAUCAGCAUCAUCAUUUCCGGAUCGAGCAAGACCGUGGUGGAUGUGCAGACCGUCAGCAAGCAGUUCAUCACCGUUAUCAGCACGGCCAAGAUCACCGGCGUGCAGGUUCCCGAUAAUGAAACUUCCGGUGACGACAACGAAGUGACCACCGCUGCCACCGAAGGCGACGAUACCAAAGGAUCUGGAAAGAAGUUCACCUUCGAUUACACCGUGACCAUUACCUACAAAACCGAGACCGAGUACAACAAUCUUCUCCAGAAAAUCCUCACCAUCUGGAUCAAACAUUUCGGUACCAAAUACGGUAUCUCCGGCGGCAAGACCGUUAUAACUGGCACACCCACGCCCACCUCUACCAAGGGCAAGUACACACUGCACAUGACCAUCACCGGCACGUACACUACCGGUACCUUCGAUGUGGACACGGUGACCAGCGAAUUCAAGGUGGCCAUCACCAGAACGAGAUCCCCGGCGUCACCGUGUCGGAGGAGAAAGAGGACGGUGCGGCGACCGAAGCACCGGAAGAGGGAGCGACACCUAAAGCCGACGAAGAGGGCGCCACGACCGCUCCCAGCAAGGAGACAUCGGAGGGCAGCGAAGAAGCCGUCACACCAACUGCUGCUCCGGGAAUCGACAAAUCUGGAACGGACCACGAUAUGGAAGACGUUUUCGGUCAUAGUAUUACCCUGCAUUUCACGCGGUACAUCACGUACACCACGGAGGCGCAACUCAAGGACAUCCUCAACCAAGUGUACUUUGUAUUGGCCGACGAUCCAACUGACCCGAGACCAGCAUUCGGAAAUCCACGUGUAUGGCACGCCCAAACCCACCAGCGUCAAGACAACAUUCCAGGUGGAAUUCGUCAUUACCUUCUGGGCCAAAACGACACUGUCCACGACGGAACUGGAAACCCGCUUCGAUGGAAUGCUGAAGGAAAGCCAUGUCAAAGGCAUCUCCACUGAUCUGCCCAGUGAAUCUACUGACGACAGCUCCAGCGAUGAUGACGGCGCUCAUGAUUUCGAACUGGACCUGACGCUCUUCAUCAAAUACAAAACCGAUGCCGAGCUGCAGAAGAAGCUCGAUGAGAUCCUGAAAGUAUGGAUCGCAAAGUUCGGCACAGAAUACCAAGUGACCGAGCAGAAGAUCCAACUGGUCGGUAAACCAUCGUCCACGAGCGUUAAAGGCAUCUUCCAGGUGCACUUCACCAUCGACGGUACCACGACCAUGUUCGCCAAGAUGACCGAUAAGGUCGUGGGCAAAUCCAAGACACCCCGUUUCUCGGAGAUGCUGAAGAGCCACCCGAUUGCCGGUGUGUAUCUGGAACUGCCCAGCAGUGCAUCCGAUGACAGUGGAAACGAGUCGGAUGACGGCGAAGACACCGAAGACAACGACGCCAAUAAAGUCACCGAAAACGACAACGAUGACUACCAAGUGACCAACCUGAAGAUCGAAUUCGAAAAGGACGCCAUGAGCGUGGGCAAACUCCCGAAAGACCAGGGCGGCGCCAAGUUUUUGGCGGGAGGCAGCGAUGCGGCCGUUUUCAACAGGGUGGUCACAGGAACGAUUUCCUGGCAAAUCGACGUGACAACUUAUUUCUCAUAUAAAUCCACGGCCGAACGCGACAGCUUAUUGCAGCAGAUACUGGAUUUAUGGAAAUCAUCCUUUAAUGCCAAGUUCAGUCUGACCGACGAGCAGAUCAAGGUCGUCAGCGAAAAACCGGCGCCGGCGGGCUUCGAUGAAUUUAAACAGAUCACCUUCAAGAUCAGCGGCAAAGGCCCCACCGGCACCAACCUCCAGUCCAUCGUGGCCAGCUUCCAGACGAUCCUCACGCAGGCCAACAUUCCCGGUGUCCAGAUGACACUGUCCCGAAAAACAUCCCAAACGGUCUACACUAUCAAUAUUGAUGUGGAAGCCAAUUUCCGGUACACCACACUAACCGAGCGUGAUCGCAUGUUGCAGCAGAUCCUUAACCUGUUCCGGACGAAAUUCGCUAAAUACUCUUUCACCAACCUGAAAAUCGAAGUGAUCUCCGAACGGCCUUCCGUCGUACCCGGCAUGAAACUGCUCAAAUUCCGUAUCAGUGGACAAACCACCAUCCGCAUCGACGUCAACGAUCUCAGCCAGCAACUGCAGCAGCAGAUCCGUAUUUCGCACAUUAUCGGCGUUGAGCUGCCGUCCGAAACCAUACAUACGUUCACGUUGGAAAGCACGGUAACGCUGAAAUACACCACGACGAUCGAGCGCGAUCGUCUGCUGCAGCAAAUCCUGAAAUUAUGGAUCCAAACUUACGGUAUCAGAUAUGGAAUUCAAAACCCGCAAAUCACCGUCGUCACCACGACGCGGUUAUCCAACGGUUUAUUCCUGAUCAAGUUCCGUAUCACCGGUACCAGCACCGUUACCAUUAACAUCCCCGACCUGAUCAUCAGUUUCCGCAAGAUCCUGUUCAGCGCCCACAUUACCGGCAUCAUUAUAACCGUGGAUGAAGGCGACGAGACCACACCUGGCAGCAGCAGUAGUGAGAGCACCGAAUCCAGCGACGCCACAAUUCCACCCACCGAUGCCCCGCCGACACCGGAGCCGGAAACGCCGGCCCCUGAAACUCCGGCUCCACCGACACCCGAACCGGAAACUCCAGCUCCUGAAACUCCAGCUCCGCCCACGCCGGAGCCCGACACCCCGGCUCCUGAAACCCCAGCUCCUGAGACACCAGCACCGCCAACACCGGAACCCGAAACUCCGGCUCCAGAAACCCCAGCGCCGCCGACACCGGAGCCAGAAACACCGGCCCCCGAAACUCCAGCUCCACCCACUCCCGAACCAGAAACACCGGCACCGGCGACCCCGGAAUCCCGGACGCCGGAACCGGAUGUUACAACGCCCGACACUUCAGUCACCGAAACACCGGAAAAGAAAGUGUGCGGAAAAAUUAGCAUCAACCAGAUCAACGGAAAAGUUGUCUAUCGUGGAUCCUUCACCGCCUCGUUCACCGUGUACUUAACGUACAAAACAACAACCAUCCGCAACGAUUUGCUGCAGCUGCUGUUGGCCGUCUGGGGUGAUAUUUUGGACAACCAAGCCACCAACUUAAAGAUGUGCUACGUUAGCGAAGAAAUCAACGUGGGCAAAACGCUGACAGGAAUUAUUAUGAAUAAGGUCACCUAUAAUAUCAGCGGUGUGGCCACGACCACGUUCAACACAGCAGCCGUGGCCAAGCUCUUUGAAGCCGCUGUAGCCGCAGGGACCAUGACGAAUGUCUUCUUCACUGCGGAUUUCGGGCAGUGCGCAGCCCAAUAAUCUUUCCUGAAUGCUCAACGGCCGCCUGCUUUCCCGAUCUGAACGCAAGAUAGAUAGUCCCCUUUUCGAGCACAAUAUUUUGCGAUUAUUUCUAUUUAAAGGUCAUUAGACGCCUGUCAUGGGUGUGUCUUUCCGGGUGCUUCCGGUAAUUUGCCGCCUAAAUCAAAUCCAAAAUUUUAAAGCCCUUAUUAACGGCAAAAAAAAUUUAAAUAUGCAGUGCCUGAUGCCUGUUAUUGUUGGAAAUCAAGAGUAUGACGCUAUGUUUUGGAAACUCUCUAUUUAAUAUGGGUUGCCGGUUUUUGAAAAGAGGAAAUUCGGUAGUAACAAAAAUGCAUUCUCAGA
Messenger RNA from Paramacrobiotus metropolitanus, 4784 nucleotides. RefSeq lists its product as uncharacterized. The record is from RefSeq and is a predicted model, not a curated record. Bases 504 to 4442 code for a protein of 1312 amino acids. The transcript is spliced from 22 exons. Lineage: Eukaryota; Metazoa; Tardigrada; Eutardigrada; Parachela; Macrobiotidae.